This is a messenger RNA of Castor canadensis (American beaver), 1465 nucleotides long. RefSeq names its product solute carrier family 25 member 32 (gene Slc25a32). The record is from RefSeq and is a predicted model, not a curated record. Gene Ontology annotation, biological process: nucleotide transport; transmembrane transport. NCBI's taxonomy places the organism in Eukaryota, Metazoa, Chordata, Mammalia, Rodentia, Castoridae.
UUUACGCCUGGGUCUCCGGGGUUGAAUUCCCCGCUCUGGCGCCAGAGUUUUCUGGCCACACCCGGAAGUAGGCUUGUGCUCGUUGCCACGGUGGCGGCCACUGCCUCCCGUCCCACCUCCGCGGCGCUGGGCUCCGUGGUGGCGGGCCCCGAGCCUAUGACGGGACAGGGCCAGCCGGUGUCUGGGUCGUCAGCGUGGAGCACGGUAUUCCGCCACGUCCGGUACGAGAACCUGGUAGCCGGCGUGAGUGGCGGGGUCUUGUCCAACCUCGCGCUGCACCCGCUGGACCUUGUGAAAAUCCGCUUCGCGGUGAGUGAUGGAUUGGAACUGAGACCAAAGUAUAAAGGAAUUUUACAUUGCUUGACUACCAUUUGGAAAGUUGAUGGACUACGAGGACUUUAUCAAGGAGCAACACCAAACGUGUGGGGUGCAGGUUUAUCCUGGGGUCUCUACUUUUUCUUUUACAAUGCCAUCAAAUCAUAUAAGACAGAAGGAAGAGCUGAACAGUUAGAGGCAACAGAAUAUCUCAUCUCGGCUGCGGAAGCUGGAGCCAUGACUCUCUGCAUUACAAACCCCUUAUGGGUGACAAAAACUCGCCUUAUGUUACAGUAUGAUGGUGUCAAUGCUCCACAGCGACAAUAUAAAGGAAUGUUUGACGCACUUGUGAAAAUAUAUAAGAAUGAAGGUGUGCGUGGAUUGUAUAAGGGAUUUGUUCCUGGGCUGUUUGGAACAUCACAUGGUGCCCUUCAGUUUAUGGCAUAUGAGUUACUGAAGUUGAAGUACAACCAGCAUAUCGAUAGAUUACCAGAGGCCAAGUUGAGCACAGCAGAGUAUAUAUCUGUUGCGGCACUGUCUAAAAUAUUUGCUGUGGCAGCAACAUACCCGUAUCAAGUUGUGAGAGCCCGUCUUCAGGAUCAGCACAUGUCUUACAGUGGUGUGGUGGAUGUGAACAAAACAUGGAGGAAAGAAGGCAUCGGUGGAUUUUACAAAGGAAUUGCUCCCAAUUUGAUUAGAGUGACUCCAGCCUGCUGUAUUACCUUUGUGGUAUAUGAAAAUGUUUCAUAUUUCUUACUUGACCUUAGAGAAAAGAAAGUAAGCUAAAAGAAGAUAAUUCCAGGAUAUCUACCCAGACAGAAACAAACUCCUUUGUGUUUGACACAUAAAACUCAACAGAAUGCUGCACAGCAACCUGACUCAUAAUCAAAGUUUGUCUGUAAUCAUUAGAAGUCAAAGAACUGCUAAGUCUUCUCCAUAUUUGCUGCUUAACUUCUCUAUCUGUGUAGAACUGGGCUUCCCUCGCCAUCAACAUAAUGUUAGAAGUGGAACCAUGUGUAGAAUUUCACAAAUUUCUCCAUUUCAUUUUUCAAGUAGAAACUAGUUUACAACAUUUGUAAAUAGAUUAGAUGAAUACCCUUUUUCUGAGCUCAUUUGCCUUUAUUGGUUUUAAAAUUGACCUUUGUGCACU